AUGGCUCCUCGUAAAUGGACAACAUCCAAGCAGGAGGUGUGGCUUGAACCGUGGUACCAAAAGUUCGCCGAAAAGCAGAGUGACAAGAGUAGAAACCACCAAAACUUCUUUGCGGACCUUUAUGAAAAAUGGUUCGAGGUGUUUCCAGAGCCUCGCCCAAAUAAUAUCACUGAAUUGGGGCCAUUAACACUGGGAGAAUAUGAUAGUGCAAUUCACACACGAAAAGCCAAAUUACAUAUGCAAUUCAAAAAUAAUUUUAGCGGGACAAAGGCAGGGCGACAAGCGAAAGCCAAUGCCAACGACGUCUUUGACGCUGUUGUGCGGAAGAUAACUGAAUGUGAAAAACCUACACGAAUGCUUCAGGAACACGAAGCUUAUUCCAAGUUGUACUAUGCUGAUCGUGUUCAGAAAUCCAUCCAAGAGACGCUCAAGGUUGCACAAGCAACACAAUCACUCACCAAUGGUCAGCGAGUAGCGCUAUUGAAAAAAGAGACCGCUACUCUGUAUGCAGGCGAGUCUGAGGAGAUCAAGGCUAAAGUGAGGGAGUACAUCCAUGCACAGAAGGAAGAGCGCGGUAAGGAAAAAGCCGAGCCUUGGAGUGAUGAAGAUCAGCAACAGAAUCUUACCAAACUGGCCACCAUUGUGAAUCAAUUCCUCAAAGGCCUCGCUGAUGCCACUGGUCUAUCCUUCAGCCUUCUCAGUUGGAGAGACUCAAAACUCGAGAGUCGAAAUGACACUCAGCUGGACAGCUUCCAUGUUGGAAUGACGAAGCUGGGCAAUAAUUUUAGUCAGGCUUACCCUAAAUUUGAGAGCGAGAUAGUGGGACCAUUCCGAGAUUAUCUGUAUCGUGUGUACCAAAGAUGGGGGGAGCAAGCAGCUCCAGAUCAUCAUGGGGAGACAGCUGUGUGCGAUGAGAAUCAAUCGUCAUAUCCUGUGAUGGAUGAGCUGUCCAAGCAGGAUAAAUCUUUGUCAGGCACGUUGGGAUCGCCGGAUAUAUCCGAGUUUCCUUCUUCGUCAAAUGCUCCCACACUAUCCUCUCCAGUGUCAACGCUGCCUUUCAGUUCUGAAAAUAUCAUCUCUGGCGACAAUCAACCAAACUGGCAGCUGGCCGACGAUGGGUUUGAUGACUUCCUAGAGACAUUGGCCCAGAAUCUGCCCAUGUCAACUGUUGACUACUUGAUGUCACAUGUUCCACCUUCGGCUGAGACACCUUCCGUUCCGGUUCCAGCUCUGAUUCACUUCCUAGUGGAUUCGCACAUCCCACCGCACACCUUCCUGGAAAUGAGGAGCCCAACAGCAACAGGCCAGACUGCACUCCCUCCAUCUUCGAUGGCAGAAGACCAUACAGAGGACUCGUCUCCUCCAUCCACCUCGUCCCACACUUCUGCUUCGGCAAAUGUUGUGAAUGAGGCUCAAGCGAAUGAGGUUCAAACAGCCGAGGUUCAAACAGUCAAGGGGGAUGACAACGGUGGACUCCGUAGAACAAGGCGUGCACACAUCCCAUCUACACGCAACAGCAUCGCCAACUCAAUCGGCAACAAUUGCAAGGAGAACGCACUAUUGAAUCUGGCUUCAAAACGCAGCCAUAACACUGAUUCAUCCGCUCGUGCGGGCCAGGCAAGCGAAGUAGACGGGUGGGCCGAGGUAGUUGGAUAUUAUGCAGAUGGGUGUAUUAAGGUAGAUGUGUAUGAGAUAGAUGGGUAG
Messenger RNA from Suillus plorans, 1704 nucleotides. RefSeq lists its product as uncharacterized. The record is from RefSeq and is a predicted model, not a curated record. Lineage: Eukaryota; Fungi; Basidiomycota; Agaricomycetes; Boletales; Suillaceae. The transcript is spliced from 7 exons. The coding region runs from base 1 to 1704 and encodes 567 amino acids.